Molecule: messenger RNA, 3897 nt
Organism: Clonostachys byssicola
Lineage: Eukaryota; Fungi; Ascomycota; Sordariomycetes; Hypocreales; Bionectriaceae
Source: the annotation of a GenBank genome assembly
AUGGUCGACGACGCUGCCCUCAUUGCGGCAGCGCAGAUUAUCGCUACAAUCGCCGCCGAGCCCAAGACUCCUCUAUCAGUCCCUGCCACCCUGACGAAUAAGAUACAAUUACCGGGUCACGACACACACGCAAAGCGCAACCUCGAGAUUGAACUCCAGAAGCUUGCACUACGAGUCAGUCACCUCGAGAACAGGGCAACCCCUACCAUCACCUUCCCCGAAACACCAAACGAAGGUACCGAAUCACUGUUUGGCGAUGACUCAAAUGGUGCCAGUCGCAAUAAUGGCGGACGGCCUAAAGGGCUGCCGCCACAAUAUGCCAGCCUGGAGACCCCCAGUGGCUUUCCUCGCCAGUUGACAAAGGAGGCCCUUGAGGGUCUCAGAGAGCACGUGGAUGACCAAUCGAAAUUACUCGACAGCCAACGCCAGGAGCUUGCUGGGGUAAAUGCACAGCUUCUUGAGCAGAAGCAGCUACAAGAAAAGGCACUCGAAUUGCUCGAGCAGGAGCGCGUUGCGACGCUGGAGAGAGAACUAUGGAAGCACCAAAAGGCCAACGAGGCCUUCCAAAAGGCUCUACGUGAAAUCGGAGAGAUCAUCACCGCUGUGGCUCAGGGAGACCUGACCAUGAAAGUGCGGAUGAACACGGUAGAGAUGGACCCCGAAAUCACGACUUUCAAACGUACCAUCAAUGCCAUGAUGGAUCAACUGCAGAUGUUCGCCAGUGAGGUCUCGCGAGUAGCCCGCGAGGUCGGAACCGAGGGAUUGCUAGGUGGACAAGCACGCAUUGGGGGAGUUGAUGGCACAUGGAAGGAAUUGACGGACAACGUCAAUGUCAUGGCUCAAAACCUCACCGACCAGGUGCGAGAAAUCGCAUCUGUAACCACUGCUGUCGCCCACGGCGAUCUAACAAAGAAGAUCGAACGCCCCGCCAGGGGAGAAAUCUUACAACUCCAGCAAACCAUCAAUACCAUGGUCGAUCAACUUCGCACUUUCGCAUCAGAGGUAACGCGUGUUGCCAGAGACGUCGGAACUGAGGGAAUUCUAGGCGGCCAAGCUGAUGUCGGGGGUGUGCAAGGAAUGUGGAAUGAUUUGACCGUCAAUGUCAAUGCGAUGGCUAAUAACUUGACGACGCAAGUCCGAGAUAUCAUUAAAGUCACAACAGCAGUAGCGAAAGGUGAUCUCACCCAGAAGGUUCAAGCCAACUGCCGAGGCGAGAUUUUCGAGUUGAAGUCAACCAUCAAUUCGAUGGUUGACCAGCUGCAACAAUUCGCCCGCGAGGUCACAAAGAUUGCCAGAGAAGUCGGAACGGAGGGUCGCCUUGGAGGCCAGGCCACAGUCCACGACGUCGAAGGCACUUGGAGGGAUCUGACCGAGAACGUCAACGGCAUGGCAAUGAACCUGACAACUCAGGUGCGAGAAAUUGCUAAGGUCACCACAGCCGUCGCCAAGGGAGAUCUCACCAAGAAGAUUGGGGUCGAAGUGAAGGGAGAAAUCUUGGAGAUGAAGAACACCAUCAACCAGAUGGUUGAUCGUUUGAGCACGUUUGCAUUUGAAGUCAGCAAGGUUGCUCGUGAAGUCGGUACUGAUGGAACCCUGGGUGGUCAAGCCCAAGUUGCCAAUGUGGAAGGUAAAUGGAAGGAUCUCACGGAGAACGUCAAUACCAUGGCCUCCAAUUUGACAGUUCAGGUGAGGAGUAUAUCUGCUGUAACGCAGGCAAUUGCCAACGGCGAUAUGACUCAGACGAUUGAGGUGGAGGCAAACGGUGAAAUUCAAGUUCUCAAAGAGACAAUCAACAACAUGGUAGAACGUCUCUCAAGCUUCUGUUAUGAGGUCCAACGAGUCGCCAAGGAUGUGGGCGUCGAUGGAAAGAUGGGCGCCCAAGCAGACAUUGCUGGCUUGGAUGGCCGCUGGAAAGAAAUUACAACUGAUGUCAACACUAUGGCCGCCAACCUCACAACCCAAGUUCGUGCGUUCUCCGACAUUACCAACCUGGCUACCGACGGCGAUUUCACCAAGCUUGUCGACGUAGAAGCCUCGGGAGAGAUGGACGAGCUCAAGCGAAAGAUCAACCAAAUGAUUUCGAACCUCAGAGACAGUAUUCAAAGGAACACGCAGGCUCGAGAAGCUGCCGAAUUGGCCAACAAGACCAAAUCCGAAUUCCUCGCCAACAUGUCGCACGAAAUCCGUACACCAAUGAACGGAAUCAUUGGCAUGACGCAACUCACUUUGGACACCGAUCUCACUCAAUAUCAACGUGAGAUGCUUAAUAUUGUUAACAACUUAGCAAACAGUCUUUUGACUAUCAUCGACGAUAUCCUGGAUCUGUCCAAGAUUGAAGCCCGACGGAUGGUCAUUGAGGAGAUUCCAUACACCUUGCGUGGAACUGUGUUCAACGCUCUCAAGACUCUCACCGUCAAGGCGAAUGAGAAGUUCCUUGACCUCACGUACAAGGUCGACAGCUCUGUCCCGGAUUACGUUAUUGGUGACUCUUUCCGCCUGAGACAGAUCAUUUUGAACCUGGUGGGGAAUGCGAUUAAAUUCACAGAACAUGGCGAGGUCAGCCUCACCAUCAAGGAGCGAGCUGAAAAGCCAACGAAUCUUGCCGAAGGCGAAUACGCCGUUGAGUUUGUAGUCGAGGAUACUGGUAUCGGAAUUGCUAAGGACAAACUGGACCUCAUCUUCGACACAUUCCAGCAGGCGGACGGCUCCAUGACCCGCAAGUUUGGCGGUACUGGACUUGGUCUUUCCAUUUCAAAGCGGCUGGUGAAUUUGAUGGGAGGUGACCUCUGGGUUAACAGUGAAGCGGGCAAAGGAAGUGCUUUCCACUUCACUUGCCGGGUGAAAUUGGCAGCCGAUGAUGCAAAGGCGAUCUCGAGACAUCUUCAGCCUUACCACGGACAUCAGGUACUGUACGUGGAUAAUGCGCAAUCUGAGGCUCGAUCCAAGAUUAUGGAGAUGUUGAACCAGAUUGGCCUUCGGCCAGUGGUUGUCGACUCGGAGAAGAGCCUGGCCCUCACUGGUCUUAAGACCGGCGGCGUUCUCCCAUAUGACGCUAUUCUCGUCGACUCAAUCGUCACCGCACGAAGACUAAGGGCAGUGGACGAUUUCAAGUAUCUUCCCAUAGUGUUGUUGGCACCGAUCGUUCAUGUUAGUCUGAAAUCCUGCCUAGAUCUCGGCAUCACCUCAUAUAUGACGAUGCCCUGCAAACUGAUUGACCUGGGCAACGGCAUGGUUCCCGCUUUGGAGAACCGAGCAACACCCUCGCUCGCCGAUAACACAAAGUCGUUCGAGAUUCUGCUCGCCGAAGACAACACAGUCAAUCAAAAGUUCGCCGUCAAGAUCCUAGAGAAGUAUCACCAUGUGGUGACCGUCGUUGGCAAUGGAUGGGAAGCUGUCGAGGCAAUCAAAGAAAGGAAGUUUGAUGUAAUUUUGAUGGAUGUUCAAAUGCCCAUCAUGGGCGGAUUCGAAGCCACCGCGAAGAUUCGAGAAUACGAACGCGGGAUGGGCACGCAUAGAACCCCUAUCAUUGCGUUGACAGCACACGCCAUGAUGGGUGAUCGUGAGAAGUGUAUCCAAGCGCAAAUGGACGAGUACUUGUCGAAACCCCUGCAACAGAACCAGCUCAUCCAGACAAUCCUGAAAUGCGCCACGCUUGGUGGCCCAUUGCUGGAGCAGAAUAGGGAGCGGGAGCUAGCUCUACAGGCAGAGGCGAAGUCUUCGACCCAUAAAGAUGAUGGCCAGGGUAUUCUGCGGCCAUCACUGGAGCCCCGGGCAUUCUCAACCCACGAUGGACUGGGAAGCAACACGGUGGAAAGCCCGGUCUUGGUGACGGAAGAUCAGGAGGAACAUGUCAACGGACGGCAAAAGCUGAAUGAGUUGCGAAGCCUUACGAAUUAA